Messenger RNA from Entelurus aequoreus (snake pipefish), 1254 nucleotides. Its product is annotated as THO complex subunit 4-like. The transcript is spliced from 6 exons. Gene Ontology annotation, cellular component: nucleus. The record is from RefSeq and is a predicted model, not a curated record. NCBI's taxonomy places the organism in Eukaryota, Metazoa, Chordata, Actinopteri, Syngnathiformes, Syngnathidae. Bases 156 to 974 code for a protein of 272 amino acids. Gene Ontology annotation, biological process: mRNA export from nucleus. Gene Ontology annotation, molecular function: mRNA binding.
ACAAACCUUUUAAGUCCUUUGUGUUAACCAGGACCAGUUGGCUUCGGUUGUGUGAGGGCAGUACAGCAAGACGAAACAGCGUAGGGCGUGGGUGUUUUUUUUUUUUAAAAAGACAAAUCAUUUCUUCAACAGUUAGACCCUUUUGAAAGAGCAUUAUGACCGACAAAAUGGAUAUGUCUUUAGACGACAUUAUCAAGCAGAACAGGCAGCAGAGAGGUGGCGGCAGGGGCGGAAGAGGCCGAGGCCGCGGAGGCUCUGGCGGCGGCCGAGGAGGAGGAGGUGGCCCUGGGCGCCUUGGAGGAGUAGGCGGCGGCGGAUAUGGAGGCCGAGGCGGAGGAUCUGGCCCCAUGAGGAGCCGUCAAAACCUGAACCGCGCAAGAGGCAGACCGACGCCGUACAGCAGGCCCAAACAGCUCCCAGAUAAGUGGCAACACGACAUGUUCGACAACGGCUACAGCGGCUUCAACGGCACAGCGGGUGGCGGCGGAGCCGGCGUGGAAACCGGCGGGAAGCUCCUCGUCUCCAACCUUGACUUUGGCGUUUCAGACGCGGACAUUCAGGAACUCUUUGCCGAGUUUGGGACGUUGAAAAAGGCAGCGGUCCAUUAUGAUCGCUCGGGAAGAAGUCUUGGGACGGCCGAUGUCCACUUUGAAAGAAGGGCAGAUGCGCUCAAAGCCAUGAAACAGUACAAUGGCAUCCCGCUGGAUGGGAGGCCCAUGAACAUACAGCUCGUCACAUCACAGAUCGACACACAGAGGCGGCCGAUGCAGGGCAUGAACAGAGGCGGCGGAAUGAACAGAACCCGCGGGGGCAACUAUGGCGGCAUGCAGAGGGGUCGUGGUGGACGCGGGGCUGGCGGUGGCUUCAGAGGACGGGGGCGAGGCGGCCGAGGGGCCGGUAACAAGCAGUCGCUCUCGGCAGAAGAACUUGACGCCCAGUUAGACGCCUACAAUGCUAGAAUGGACACCAGCUAAGACGUCUUGCUGCUGUCCCGUGGUCAUCCUAUCCUGGCUGCACAGAAGGAUGUCUGUUACAAUAGUGCAGAUUGUUUUACACAUGGUUGUCCUGAUGUGAUUUUGGUCAUUGAUUGCUCCAGCCUCUUUUAACUGCUCUGAAGUGUUUUAUACUUUUUUUUCUCCUUUUCUGAUGAAAAUGGUUUUGUCUGUAGGUUGAAAGUUGACAUUUCCAAGUCCAUUCCUCCAAACUUGUAGUAAAUGAAACUUGUAAUAAAACCUGCAGUGUAUAUUAACCAGA